AGAGAAAAAAUUAACUAAAAAAAAACUCGAAAAGAAAACGAAAAAGAAAAACAACAAACGAUUAAAAGAAACGUACUACAACGUCUCCAACAGCCAGCCGGCUGCCUGAGAGAGACAGAGACAAGUCAGAGAAAGAGAGAGCGGAUGUGUGUGUGAGAGAGAGAGAGCGAGAGGUCAUAAGCUUUCCACAAACAAAACCCCAAAGGAAGAGUUGAGGAGCCAAAGGAGCCCAUCAAAAGAAAAACCAAAAACUACAUCAAACAUUAGAAACACAAUUUUGAUCUGUUUCUUGACAGAAAAAACAAAAGGCAAUUAUAUUGCUAUUUUUUGUGUUUGUUGUUGUUUUGGAGUGUAAAUUGCGACAGCAGCAGCAACAACAAAGAUAAAAAUGGCGCGCGGCUUUGAUCAUCUGUUCAAAUUGCUUAUAAUUGGCGACAGUGGUGUAGGCAAAUCCUCACUUUUGAUACGUUUCUCGGAUGACACCUUCUCGGGAAGCUAUAUAACCACAAUCGGUGUGGACUUUAAAAUUCGCACCGUUGUCAUUGAUGGGCUGCGUGUGAAAUUGCAAAUAUGGGAUACAGCUGGACAAGAACGUUUUCGCACCAUAACCAGCACAUAUUAUCGGGGCACUCAUGGCGUUAUUAUAGUCUAUGAUGUAACGAAUGGUGAUUCUUUUGCGAAUGUACGUCGUUGGCUGGAAGAGAUACAAAAUAAUUGCGAUGUGGUAAAUAAAGUAUUAGUCGGCAAUAAGAAUGAUGAUCCAGAUCGUAAGGUGGUUAUAACAGAGGAUGCGCAACGUUUUGCGAGACAAAUGGAUAUUGAACUGUAUGAGACAUCCGCCAAAGAUAAUAUCAAUGUGGAGGAUAUGUUUUUAUCGAUAACGCGGCAAGUGUUAAAUCACAAGCUGCGCACCGCCUCGAAUGAGCAGCAGAAGGAUACCAUCAAUUUGAAGCAUCAAAAGAAUAAGAGAUCAAAAAAGUGUUGCAGUUGAAACUGGGUAUGCAGUUGUCGCAGUCGCAAUUACAACCGGGAGCGGAGUCGACAAAAUGGAAAUGGGCGUUGUCGCUGUUGUCGCAUUGGGGGCGCGUAGUACAGGUUUAUGUGGGGUUUCUUGGAAUUCGAGCAGGUACACCAGCACACAAAACACUAGACAUAGACACACAUCCACACACACACACACACACACACACACACACACACACACACAUAUAUAAACACAUUUUAUAUAAUAUAUAUAUUUAUAUACAUAUAUAUAUAUAUAUAGAGAAUAUAUUUUUUUUGUUUUCUUCUGUUUUUAUUCGAAUUAAUGCCACAUAGCCGUAAAUAAAGUGUAAAGCGCAA
Drosophila willistoni is the source of this 1341-nucleotide messenger RNA. RefSeq names its product ras-related protein Rab-35 (gene Rab35). The transcript is spliced from 4 exons. Bases 389 to 991 code for a protein of 200 amino acids. Gene Ontology annotation, biological process: endocytic recycling. Gene Ontology annotation, cellular component: plasma membrane; endosome membrane. The record is from RefSeq and is a predicted model, not a curated record. Lineage: Eukaryota; Metazoa; Arthropoda; Insecta; Diptera; Drosophilidae. Gene Ontology annotation, molecular function: GTPase activity; GTP binding.